Messenger RNA from Linum tenue, 153 nucleotides. The record is from the annotation of a GenBank genome assembly. Lineage: Eukaryota; Viridiplantae; Streptophyta; Magnoliopsida; Malpighiales; Linaceae.
AUGAACACCGACAUCACAGCGUCGACGAAGCCGGAGUACCCGGUGAUAGAUCGGAACCAGGCGUUCAGCAAGGUCAUCGGCAACUUCAACACUUUGGAUUACCUCCGGUUCACCACCAUCACGGGCAUCUUCGUCACCGUCGGCUACCUAUAA